Staurois parvus is the source of this 278-nucleotide messenger RNA. NCBI's taxonomy places the organism in Eukaryota, Metazoa, Chordata, Amphibia, Anura, Ranidae. The record is from the annotation of a GenBank genome assembly.
UCACUUUUUGUCAUUUUCAAAUUUCCCGCCAGUUCCAUCCCCGUACAUCCCGACGCCCGCAGGGGACGGAACCCAGAAGACAGAUGCUGGCAUCCACCUGAGAACAUUACAGGGAACACUGCAGGAGGGACAUCGCGGGAGCACAGGACAAGGUAAGUGAAGAACACAUGCCGGAGCAGCGCCGCAUGGUAUUCCCGAGUGUAGCUCGGGGGUUACCGCUUUUGGUACUGAAAUGUUACCCCGAGCUACACUCGGGAAUACCGCCAGGGAGGUUAAAG